CGAUCGCGAUUUGAAUCGAUCAUGGCGCACAGGGCGCGGCCAGUGGCGGUGCUCUCGCUGACCCUCGCCGCCGUGUGGGCGGCCGCCGGCGUUGUGCACGCUCGGCAUGAUCCGUACUGGAGCCAGAACUUGGUCGGCGGCGAUGGCUGCGACGGCAAACGUAGUAAAGAAACUGUCAGCGGUGGCGGACUGGGAGGUGGUGGUGGUGGUGGUCUUGGAGUUGGAGGUGGAGGUGGUGUGGGUGGAGGCGUGGGGGGUGGUGCUGGUGGAGGAGGUGGCAUGGGCGGCGGUGGCGGGUUUGGCGGUGGAGGUGGAGUUGGCGGUGGCGCGGGGGCAGGAUUCGGAAGCGGAGGUGGUGUAGGUGCCGGUCUUGGGGGUGGCGGCGGCGGGUUUGGAGGCGGUGCAGGAGGUGGUGGUGGCAUUGGUGCUGGUGGCGGCGCUGGUUUCGGAGGAGGCGCCGGUGCAGGUGGUGGACUGGGCGGUGGGGGUGGUGCCGGCGGUGGAGGUGGCGGUGGGUUCGGAGGCGGUGCAGGUGGCGGGUUCGGUGCCGGAGGCGGCAUGGGCGGCGGCGCGGGAGUUGGUGGUGGGCUGGGAGGUGGCGCAGGAGGCGGUGCUGGUGGAGGUAUGGGUGGUGGCGCAGGCCUCGGCGGCGGCGGCCUAGGAGGUGGUGGUGGUGGCGGCAUGGGUGGUGGAGGUGGUUUUGGAGGCGGCGGCGGUGCAGGUGGAGGUUUCGGUGGAGGCAAGGGCGGUGGCUUCGGUGGCGGUGCAGGGGACGGUCUAGGCUUCGGUGGGGGAAAGGGCGACGGCUUCGGUGGUGGCGCUGGCGCCGGUGGCGGACUCGGCGGUGGGUUUGGAGGUGGCGGAGGGAUCGGUGGCGGCGCCGGCAGUGGCUUUGGCGAUGGGCUUGGAGCGGGCGCCGGCUUGGGCGGAGGCUUUGGCGCCGGGAUGGGGAUGGGCAUGGGCAUGGGCGGCGGCGUCGGUGCCGGAGCCGGAGCUGGAGCAGGUGGCGGCGGGCACAAGAAAGGUGGCGGGAAGCACCAUGGCGGGCUCCCGGUCCCAGGACGUUUGAUUUGAACUUUAUUUCGAUCGCUAAGCAAUCCAACAAGUAGCUAAUAAGAAUGGGAUGCCCUCGCUCUAAUCUGGUCCGCCACUUAGUUUCUUCUCUCUCUAUCUUUGUAUUUCCUAUUUGUAAUUUAUUAUUUCCCCCGCCUCUUUUAUUUUCUUCUCUCUCUAUCUUUAUCUUUGUAUUUCCUAUUUGUAAUUUAUUAUUUCCCCCGUCUCUUUUAUUUACAAGCAAUUUUAUCAUCUUUAAGA
Molecule: messenger RNA, 1314 nt
Organism: Oryza brachyantha (malo sina)
Lineage: Eukaryota; Viridiplantae; Streptophyta; Magnoliopsida; Poales; Poaceae
Product: glycine-rich cell wall structural protein-like
Exons: 1
Coding region: 22-1074 (350 amino acids)
Source: RefSeq, a predicted model, not a curated record